Molecule: messenger RNA, 4866 nt
Organism: Choloepus didactylus (southern two-toed sloth)
Lineage: Eukaryota; Metazoa; Chordata; Mammalia; Pilosa; Megalonychidae
Gene: PCDHB15
Product: protocadherin beta 15
Exons: 1
Coding region: 1143-3533 (796 amino acids)
Biological process (GO): homophilic cell-cell adhesion
Cellular component (GO): plasma membrane
Molecular function (GO): calcium ion binding
Source: RefSeq, a predicted model, not a curated record
GAUAUUUCCAAUGGUACCAUCUUUGGGGAGUUUAAUAGAACUUCUUAGAAAAUGCUACUAUAUAAGAAAGAGCUUCUUUUGGAUGUCAUUAGUGUUAUAAUAGCAUUAGUGUAAAAUAACGUUGGCAAUGUAAAACGUAUUUCCAAAAGAAAUGUACACUUUACUUGCAGGAUCAUCAGAGCCUUCUUGUUAUGUUCUUUCUUUUUAAAAUGUAUCCUUUUGCUUAUGGGAGCUAUGGUAUUUUAUGCCAUUUAAUGAAAAUGGAUUUUAGAUCAUUCCAAGUAAUUUCAACUUACCAUUCAAAAGGGCAUGAAAAAUGGCUACUUGGCAAUAUGAUGUCUUGUUUAUCCAGUUCAUAUAAUGAAAAGGGCCCCCAGCAAAAAAGGGGCCUUCUACAGAAGGAGGAGAAUCUACCUGUCACAUUUAAAAUUAAUUGUGAUUUUUUUCACUGAGCCAUUCAACAAGUAUUUGUUGAACAUCUAUGUGCUAGGCAUUUUUCUAGAUGUUGGGAUGUAGCAGAGAACAAAAAAAGUUCCCACACUCAUGGGGUGAUACAGAAAAGAAACAAUGAAAUAUGUACAUAUAAGAUAUGGAGAAAAGGCAGGGUAAGAAUGAUAGAAAGUGCCCUUAUACACAUUUUUUCCAUAGUAUGAAACUUUCAUAAAAUCAGAACUCUAUGAUCUUACUUAGAAAGAGUAUUAUAAACAGGAAUAUACUUGUAGUUUUUCUCUUGGUAUAAUUCAACCAAUAAAAACCACAAUUCUGUCUUAAAGACUUUUUAUAACUUGAAAGAGAAUGCUGAGUGAGGCCACACGUGAAUCUAAAGGAAUUUAUCCGUUUUGUUGAGAGCACUUAAUAAAAUCUUAUUGCCCUUCGUGCGAUUCUAUUCAAAGCAACGACAACGCAUGGUGGCGCUGCAGGCUAAGCAUCCAAAAAAAAAAAAAAAAAAAAGUAUAUGCUACGAACUCUACCUCAGAUCUGUAUCUGUAUAGCCAAAAAGAAAAGCCUGUAACCAGAGCUUGGAACCAGUAAGUGUCCAGAACGUGCUACGCACAGACAUUUUCGGACUGCUUAUCAACUGACAGAUCACUGUCUCAGUCCCUUAGCUCUCCGAGGUACAGCUGGGCACUGUUCAUUAAAAGAUGUUUACGGAUCUAAAGAUGGAGGCCGGAGGCGAGCGCUUUCCCAAACAAAGGCAAGUUCUGAUUCUCUUUCUCUUGCUGAGACUAGCUCUGGCAGGCUGGGAACCCCGGCGUUACUCCGUGAUGGAGGAAACUGAGAGGGGCUCCUUUGUGGCCAACCUGGCCAAGGACCUAGGGGUGGGUGUGGGGGAGCUAGCUGCGCGGGAAGCCCGGGUGGUCUCUGAGGACAAUGGACAGUGCUUGCAGCUUGAUCUGCAGACCGGCGGGUUGAUAUUAAAUGAGAAGCUGGACCGGGAGGAGCUCUGCGGCCCCACGGAGCCCUGUGUAAUGCAUUUUCAAGUGUUACUGAAAAAACCAUUGGCAGUAUUUCGAGCUGAGCUACUAGUGGGAGACAUAAACGACCAUUCUCCUGAGUUUCCAGAAGGAGAAAUGACCUUGAAAAUCCCAGAGAAUAGCCCUCCCGGGACUGUGUUUCCUUUGAAAAAAGCCCAGGAUUUGGACGUGGGCAACAACAACAUUCAAAACUACUAUAUAAGUCCUAGCUCUCAUUUCCAUGUUUCUACCCAAAACCGGGGGGACCGCAGAAAAUACCCAGAGCUAGUGAUGGACAAAGAGCUGGAUCGUGAGCAGCAACCUGAGCUCAGAUUAACCCUCACAGCGAUGGAUGGCGGCUCUCCGCCCCGGUCAGGAACAGCCUGGGUCCGCAUCCUGGUCUUGGACAUCAAUGACAAUGCCCCUGAGUUUGAGCAGACACUCUACAAGGUGCAGGUCCCAGAGAGUAGCCACGUAGGUUCCCUAGUUGUCAAGGUCUCCGCUAGGGAUUUGGAUGCUGGGACGAAUGGAGAAAUAUCAUACUCACUUUUUUAUAGUUCUCAGGAAAUAAGCAAAACUUUUGAAUUAAGCCGCCUUUCAGGAGAAGUUCGACUAAUUAAAAAAUUAGAUUUCGAAGCAAUAUCCUCAUAUGAGUUGGAUAUAGAGGCGUCUGAUGGUGGGGGACUUUCUGGAAAAUGCUCUGUGUCCAUUAAGGUGCUGGAUGUUAACGAUAACAUCCCAGAAUUAACUAUUUCGUCAUUUACCAGCCCUAUUCCCGAAAAUUCCCCGGAGACAGAGGUGGCACUAUUUAGGAUACGAGACCGAGACUCAGGAGAUAACGGAAGGAUGGUUUGCUCCAUCGAGGAUGAUUUUCCCUUUCUCCUGAAACCUUCUGCAGAGAAUUUUUAUACUCUGAUAACUGAAGGAGAGCUGGACAGAGAGACCAGAUCCGAGUAUAACAUCACCAUUACCGUCACUGACUUGGGUUCACCCAGGCUGAAAACCGAGCACAACAUAACCGUGCGGGUCUCCGACGUCAAUGACAACGCGCCAAACUUCACCCAAACCUCCUACACCUUGUUCGUCCGAGAAAACAACAGCCCCGCCCUGCACAUCGGCAGCGUCAGCGCCACUGACAGAGACUCGGGCACCAACGCCCAAGUCACCUACUCGCUGCUGCCGCCCCAGGACGCGCACCUGCCCCUCGCCUCCUUGAUCUCCAUCAACGCCGACAACGGGCACCUGUUCGCGCUCAGGGCCCUGGAUUACGAGGCCCUGCAAGCGUUCGAGUUCCGCGUGGGCGCGGCCGACGCGGGCUCCCCGGCGCUGAGCAGCGAGGCGCUGGUGCGCGUGGUGGUCGUGGACGACAACGACAACUCGCCCUUCGUGCUGUACCCGCUGCAGAACGGCUCUGCGCCCUGCACAGAGCUGGUGCCCAGGGCGGCCGAGGCGGGCUACCUGGUGACCAAGGUGGUGGCGGUGGACGGCGACUCGGGCCAGAACGCCUGGCUGUCCUACCAGCUGCUCAAGGCCACGGAGCCCGGGCUGUUCGGCGUGUGGGCGCACAACGGCGAGGUGCGCACCGCCAGGCUGCUGAGCGACCGCGACGCGCCCAAGCACAGGCUCGUCGUGCUGGUCAAGGACAACGGCGAGCCGCCGCUCUCGGCCAGCGUCACGCUGCACGUGCUGCUCGUGGACGGCUUCUCCCAGCCCUACCUGCCGCUCCCGGAGGCGGCCCCGGACGAGGCCCAGGCCGACUCGCUCACCGUCUACUUGGUCAUUGCCUUGGCCUCGGUCUCGUCGCUCUUCCUGUUCUCGGUGCUGCUGUUCAUCGCGGUGCGGCUGUGCGGGAGGCGCAGGGCGGCCUCGGUGCCUGCGGGCCACUUUCCGGGCCACUUGGUGGACGUGAGCGGCACCGGAACCCUGUCCCAGAGCAACCAGUACGAGGUGUGUCUGACGGGAGAUUCUGAGAAUAAUGAGUUCAAAUUCUUGAAGCCUGUCUUUCCCAACCUUCUGGGCCAAGAACCUGGGAGGAAAAUAGAGGGAAACCCCACCUUCCGGAAGAGUUUAGGUAUCUGAAACUUCCCCUUUGGAUGUACUAGUCUUGUCUCCUUCAUUUUUCUCUUUCUUUUUCUAAACCCAUAAUAAUCUUUAAUUCUAAUUUUUCUUUUUUCUCUACUACUUUCCUUACUAAUGAUAUUCCUGACUUUAUUGGCUAGGUUGUUCUGUAAUUGCUUUUCCAAUUAUUGUAUUAGUAAAAAAAAAAGUAUGUCAGGAAAUUUCAUAGUUUCCUUUCUAAUUAAAUUUUUAUUACUUUUUCCUGAGGGAUGAUGUGAAAGUUAACCUUCCUAAUAAACAUAAUUCUCAUUUAAAAAGUACCUUUCACCCUAUAUGAAACUACAUAAGAAUGUAUAAUUUCUUUUGAUCCUACUGUAUUUUAAAAAUAUUAGAAGUGUUUUUAGGUUAUUAUUUACACAAUCAUGGCUUUUUUGUAACCUCUUUUCUGUUUGGGCUGGAAACAGUAUAUAUUUAUCCAUGCUCAGUUUCUCCCAAUGACUGUAUUUGUGUUUUUGUAUUUUAAUUUUUUCCAAUAGACAGCAACAUGUAUAAUAUUAAACUAUUCAUUUCAAAAUUACACUUGAAAUUACAGACUUCACUCUAAAAUACAUAUGUCAUCUCAUGAAAUAUGUGUGCAUCAUCUAUUUUAUCUCUUCUAAACCAUUGUUUAAAAGACAUACAGGUUCUUUUCUCUAACUCAAGUUAUGAUACUGAUAGGAGUUUUUGACAGGUUUACUCAUACCCAGACUGACUCUGUUUAAAGUGAUACUAUAUAUACUCUAAAGGCCAAUAAACUCUAGAAUCAAGUAAUGCAUUACCUGCAAUUGUAGGUUGCUGUAGCAGGGAAAUUCUCAAGUGACCUCUGAAUUCUGGGCCUAGAAGAGCUUUUGAUAGAUAUGCCAGUAUCAGUUUCCCUUUGUAUGAUGAUAUUCUGGUUGAAAGUGACUCUGAAAGAAAAUACAUUGUAUAAUUAAUAGUAGUUAACAAAGCUUAAUUUAUUAAAGGAUACAUUGGUGUUGGGGUUGAUUAAUUUGGAGAAAUAACCAGUUCUAUUGUCUUGACUCCUCUAUCUCCAGAAGCCUCUCACCUUUGCAGGGCCUCUCUGCUUUCUACCCCAAAUAUUCACAUUCCCAUAAUCCCUUGCAGCUAGGAGUGUCUUAUGACUCCUCAGUUAUUGUCAAUGAUUUAAAAAUUCAAUUGGGGGAUUGGGCUUUAUGGAAAGAUUUUUCAAAGGGCUAGUCUGAGAUAGCAUGGUCCUAAAUUACUGAUAGUAUCACCUUUGCAGAUACUAGAGAAUGGUGUGGUAGACAGAAUAUAGCCCCUGCCCAGAGUGACCACAUCAUAAUCCCUGAAA